Molecule: messenger RNA, 2324 nt
Organism: Danio aesculapii
Lineage: Eukaryota; Metazoa; Chordata; Actinopteri; Cypriniformes; Danionidae
Gene: daxx
Product: death-domain associated protein
Exons: 9
Coding region: 42-1961 (639 amino acids)
Molecular function (GO): histone binding
Source: RefSeq, a predicted model, not a curated record
UGGAGCACUGCUCAAAACACUCGCAAGAGCAUCCAGAAGUCAUGACUUACCUGCAGACCAGAUACUCCAAGGCUCUACCAACCUUCCUCACAUCUGUGGAGUUUCGUAACACUUUGGGCCGCUGCCUCACUCGAGCCCAGGCCAACGCUGGCAAAACCUUCGUCUACAUUAAUGAACUCUGCACUGUUCUGAAGCAGCACACGCCGAGAAAGAGAAGCUCCAUACAGUCGCUUUCUGUCAAGGCCAAACCUGAGGAGAAGAGCAAUGGAGUUAACAUUAAAGAGGAGACUCCGGGUGAACAAGACGGAGGAAAAGAUGUCAAACAGGAGGAAGAGGAGUCAACGAAAACCAAAAGAGCUUCCAGAAGACAGAUUGCGUAUCUGGAAAACCUGUUGAAGGUGUAUAAUGAGGAGAUCCGCCGGCUUCAGGAGGGGGAUUUGAGUUUGGAUGAUCUGGAGAAAGAAGAUUCCAGUUAUAUUCAAGAGCACAAGCUUAAACGCAAGAUGAUGAAGAUCUAUGAGAAGCUGUGUGAGCUGAAAGGCUGUAACACUCUGACGGGUCGAGUGAUCGAGCAGAAGAUCCCGUACAGUGGAACAAGAUACCCAGAAAUCAACAAGAAGGUUGAACGUUUCAUCAACAGUUCAGAAGCUCUUCUCAAUCCUCCAGACUACAGUGAUAUCCUAAAGAUCGUCCAGAGAGCAAACGAACGCUACAAUCUCCAGCUCUCCCGCAAACAGCAAACCCAGAUCUCCCAAGAAGCCUUCAGAGAGACGGGCAACAAACUACAGGAGAGACGACACCUCGACAUGGUCUACAACUUCGGCUCUCACCUCACCGAUCCAUACAAACCUACUUUAGACCCUGCACUCAUGGACCCAACACUGCAUCGUAAACUCCGCUCUAAUAGAGACGUGGCCAUCAGCAGCCUGGAGGACGUUAUCAACAAAUACGCCAAUAAACAGGAAGACAUGGAAGUGGAGGAAACCAAGAAAAGACAAGACCGAGAAAGACUGAAGAAAGAGGCUGUUAAUGGGCAACAGAGUGAAAGCAAAGAAAAAGAAAAGGAGGAGCAAGAAGAAAAAGAGAAGGAAGAGGAAGAAGAAGAGGAGGAGGAGGAAGACGAAGAAGAAGACGAUUCUUCAGAUCCUGACAUUGAAGACGAAAUCCAAGCCAGCGAACAACAAGCUGGUCCUGAUGAGGAAGAAGAUGUGGAAGAGGAGCCUGCCAACAUCAGUGAUAACGACCAGCCCAUCAAUGAAAGCUCUCCUCUGUCAAUCAAAUCCUCCGUUCAGGACACAGAAGAGGAUGAGGAGCAGUCUCCGCUCAGCAGCACACAUGAAGGAUCUGCGGAAACAAACACAAACACGAACGGACCUGCUAAACAAAGCCCCGAGUCCACAGACAACGUCAAGCCAGACAACGUCAAGCCAGACAACGUCAAGCCAGACAACGUCAAGCCAGACAACGUCAAGCCAGAGAACAUCAAGCCAGACAACAUCAAGCCAGAGACCAUCAAGCCAGAGAACACAGACUCUCUAGCUGUAGUCAAGACCGAACAGGUUUCCUCCAAUCACGUUGAAGCUGUGUCUGCGAGUACUGAGACCGUGUCCAUUGUGUCCGAGGAGUCGUCCACAGCCGUCACGAGAUCCGCCAACUGCAGUCCGCUGCUCCCAACCAGCCCAUUACUAAUCGACGAGACGGGCAAGUACAGGAAGAGGAAACGCAGAUCCACAGAGAACCACACUACUGCUCACAAUGGGAACUGCACUGAGGACAGUGAUAUUCCUCUGGAUAUGGGAGUGAUCUGCUGCUCUGAACAGGAAGAUGUGACCUGUCUGAAGACACCACCGCGAAAAACAGCCAGGAACUCACGAGCCACACCACCACCCAAGAAAAAUAAGGUGAACGUAGCAACUCAAUGCGAUCCGGAGGAAGUGAUCGUUCUGUCUGAUUCCGAGUGAAUCCUGCCGUCACAGGGUACUGAACUGGCAACCAGUCAGCUUCUUGCUCCAAUAGUGCCUGCUAAUGUGAACCGAGGACAAAAGGGUUUAUUUUAUUAUUUUAUUUUAGGAUGGGUGCAGUCCGCUUUUGAACCUCCACCAGUUUACUUUUUAUACAUAGACAAAUGGCAUGCCGUUAUUGAUUGGGGCUUUUUAGAGGUAUUUUGGUAUACUGUAAAUGAGUCUUACCUCUAAACAUUCUUACUUCACCUCAUAUUUAUGGUUUUAUUUUUGAGGGUUCGGACGCAAUCCUCAUUUCUACCAAGAGUCUUUAGGGGAAGCGAGAUUUCCCUUCUCAAUCAAUAAACGAUCUCAUUUUGUGUA